AAGAAAGACAGUCAGCAAAGCCAGGGAGAGCUCCAGCUCCUCCCUCCCGCUCUGCUCAGCUCCCUCUCCUCACGGUGCCCUGAGAGUGCCUGUGCCCUGGCUGUGCCACCCAGUCCUGGAAUCCUGCGGUCCCCUCAUGGCGAGGACUUGAGUGGACAGCAAGUGGGUGGGGAGAGGGGGGAGAAAGGGAGCACACGUUGUGCCCUGCAGCCUCUCUGGAUGCAGAAGCCGGACUCACUGCAGAGGCAGCUGUGCUGUUCCAAGAGACCAGCUUCUGGGGUUCAGCCAUCUCGCAGGGUUCUCCGAAGUUCUAGGGGCACGCCAAGUGGGAGCCUCCUCUUCUGGGCACUGACAGUAGAGCCUGCCUCUCCUCUGCCACCAUGAGCAGCUGCUCCACGAGAUGCAAGCUGGGGUUUGUGAAAUUUGCCCAGACCAUCUUUAAGCUCAUCACUGGGACCCUCAGCAAAGAUAAGAUUGAAGAUGAGCUGGAGAUGACCAUGGUUUGCCAUCGGCCUGAGGGGCUGGAGCAGCUUGAGGCCCAGACCAACUUCACCAAGAGGGAGCUGCAAGUCCUUUAUCGAGGCUUCAAAAAUGAGUGCCCCAGCGGUGUGGUCAAUGAAGAAACAUUCAAACAGAUCUAUGCUCAGUUUUUCCCUCAUGGAGAUGCCAGCACCUAUGCCCAUUACCUCUUCAAUGCCUUCGACACCACCCAGACAGGCUCCGUGAAGUUUGAGGACUUUGUGACUGCUCUGUCGAUCCUACUGAGAGGAACUGUCCAUGAGAAGCUCAGGUGGACAUUUAAUUUGUAUGACAUCAAUAAAGACGGAUACAUAAAUAAAGAGGAGAUGAUAGACAUUGUCAAGGCAAUCUAUGACAUGAUGGGGAAAUACACAUAUCCUGUGCUCAAAGAGGACACUCCAAGGCAGCACGUGGACAUCUUCUUCCAGAAAAUGGACAAAAAUAAAGACGGCAUCGUGACUUUAGAUGAAUUUCUUGAAUCCUGUCAGGAGGAUGACAAUAUCAUGAGGUCCCUCCAGCUGUUCCAAAAUGUCAUGUAAUUGGGGACACUCAGUCAUCCAGCUCUCAGAGACGUUGUACUAAACAACCACUUUAACACCCUGAUCUGCCCUUGUUCUGACUUUACACACCAACUCUUGGGACAGAAACACCUUUUAAACACUUUGAAAGCAUUCUCUGCUGAAGACUUUCUAUGGAACCCAGCAUUGCCUGGCUGAGUCUCUGAUUGCCAAUCCUUCCUCCUCCCUCUUCUUGAGAGAGACAAAAUGAAACUUGAGUUUGUUUUGGAAGCAUGCUCAUCUCUUCACACUACUGCCCUAUGGAAGGUCCCUCUGCUUCAGCUUAAAUAGUAGUGCACGAUGUUCCGCUUGCGUGCCCCGACUCACUGCCUCCAAGUCCAGAAGACCUUGAUGUCUGGAAGCAAGAAGACCUGUGGCAAAUGCACACUGCCCUCUGUUGGCCUCCCAAACCAAUGUGCCUGUUUCUCUUUCUUUGGUGGGAAGAAUGAGCAUUCUACAGAACAAUUAGAAUCAACCAUGGCUAGAUUGGGAGAGCCAGCACCUACCACAAGCAGGAUAAGACUGAUUUAUUAAGCAAGGCAUUGUCUGAUGACCCAAACUGCCCACAUCCUUUGUUUCCAGAGACAAGGGCCAAAAACUCUCUCUCCCACUAGCAUCUGUGCUGUUAAUGCAAGUCCCUUAAUAUGCCCAGGAAGGGAGUCAUUGUCCAAUGGUCCAUGCCUCCACCCCAUCCCCUGCUAGAGCCCAGCACUGCAUGUCUUUCCCAGACAGCCCAGGAUGCCCACAAAUAGCUGUAAUUUUAUACCAUGUUCUAAUCAAUAAACAGAACUAUUUCUUACACU
Trichechus manatus latirostris (Florida manatee) is the source of this 1879-nucleotide messenger RNA. RefSeq names its product potassium voltage-gated channel interacting protein 1 (gene KCNIP1). Gene Ontology annotation, biological process: regulation of potassium ion transmembrane transport. The coding region runs from base 381 to 1058 and encodes 225 amino acids. NCBI's taxonomy places the organism in Eukaryota, Metazoa, Chordata, Mammalia, Sirenia, Trichechidae. Gene Ontology annotation, molecular function: potassium channel regulator activity; calcium ion binding; transmembrane transporter binding. The record is from RefSeq and is a predicted model, not a curated record. Gene Ontology annotation, cellular component: voltage-gated potassium channel complex. The transcript has 8 exons.